GUAAGAGUUCUCUUCUUGAAGCUCUUCUUGGUUUCCGAUUUAAUGUUCGUGAAGUUGAAAUGGGACCUCGUAGACCUCUCAUUCUUCAAAUGGUACACGAUGAUUCUGCUGUUGAGCCUCGUUGUCGAUUCCAGGAAGAGGAUUCUGAAAAAUAUGGAAAUCCGGUUUCAUCAGCAUCUAAGAUUGCUGACACUAAUAAAACGAGGACAGAGGCUCUUUUGAACAAGACUAAAACCACAGUUUCUUCUAAGCUGAUUGUCAUGAGAACUGAGUAUGCACAUGGUCCCAAUCUCACUAUUAUUGACACUCCUGGAUUUAUUCUUAUGGCAAAAAAGGGUGAACCAGAAAAUACACCUGAGGAAAUCCUAUCGAUAUACGCUGCAACCGAAAACGUAGAGAACUUCAUUUACGGAAGUGAAGGUGUGUCUUAUCAUCGCAUGUUGGAGAUUAUGGAAGAUGACGCCAUGGAUGGUUUUGUACUUACAACUACAACACAAAUUAAAGAUGAAGAUAUGAUAUAAAAACUAAAUCUACCCAAGAAUUUUGCAAACGAGGUCGAAGAACUGAUAAUCAGGAAUGGGAGAUCGAGUCUCUACACCACUGGUGGCGUAGUGGUGGAUAACAAACUCAAAGAACGUACUAUGAGACUUCGACUCGGUAAAGAAAGUUUAGUGCUAUCAGAUGGCUUCUGCCACCAAAACUGCUUUAACGAGGGCGCAACUGUCAGCUAUAGACAGAUUGGGACCGAUAAGAUCAGUCUUUCCUUUUUCAUGUAGCAGAGGUGAGUUGUGGAUCACCUUCAUCUUCAUCUUCAUCAUCUUUUCACUUUCCUAUUACUGCAGCUUUUUUAAUCUAUUCAUCAUCUUCAUCUUCAUCAUCUCAAUCUUUUAUAACAUCAACUAUUGGUUAUCACAUAAUCCCACAACAACUCCCUUUCUCUCUUCUUCAAACAUUUGCAAUAGGUUCAAGAAUCCCAACUCUAUUACCAGAAAAAACAAUUCUUAUAACCAAUAAUCGAAUUAAAGAAUUGAUGAAAUUCGAAUCACAUAUCCUGAUUUGUACAUCAACGGAGCUGUUGUUGUGCACGGUAUUAAAUCUAAUUUGAAUUACACUGCUUUUGGUGCUGCUAAUGCUAAAGAUGAUGAUCAUGACCAUUUUUCUGAUAAUGAUGAUGAUGAUAACAAUAAGAAGAAUGAAACUACUAGUAGUACAGUAGAACAAGGAAUUGGAGGAGAAAGGGUUUUCCUGGGUAUCUCUUUGAUUAUGAUCUACACUUGUUUCUCGAGUUAGCAUUGCCUUCAAAUAUUUAUGUUUCUGAAAUUGGUCAUAUCUUUAGAAUAAGGGAGCGUUUCUUUGAAGCUUUCAGUGUAAUUGUACUUCAGUAUGGUUUUUCAGAGGUAGUCUUAGAUCUUGGGGUCUCUGUCACUUCCGAGUCCUGUAAUUGGGGUUUUACUUUCUUGA
Messenger RNA from Papaver somniferum (opium poppy), 1461 nucleotides. Its product is annotated as dynamin-related protein 5A-like. The transcript is spliced from 4 exons. Gene Ontology annotation, molecular function: GTP binding; GTPase activity; microtubule binding. Gene Ontology annotation, cellular component: microtubule; membrane; cytoplasm. Bases 60 to 521 code for a protein of 153 amino acids. The record is from RefSeq and is a predicted model, not a curated record. NCBI's taxonomy places the organism in Eukaryota, Viridiplantae, Streptophyta, Magnoliopsida, Ranunculales, Papaveraceae.